Molecule: messenger RNA, 2347 nt
Organism: Drosophila biarmipes
Lineage: Eukaryota; Metazoa; Arthropoda; Insecta; Diptera; Drosophilidae
Product: protein RCC2 homolog
Exons: 5
Coding region: 332-1795 (487 amino acids)
Source: RefSeq, a predicted model, not a curated record
GGUCUUUGUCAUCGAUUUUGUUUCCAGCUCUUUAACAUCGUUGUUUCAUUAAUCCCUGCGGAAAAUAAAAAAACCACACAGAGAACUGGAAGUUGAAAUCCUUAUUUCAAGGUUUCGAAAUACAUCUAUUUCAAGGAUAUUGUAAUUUAUAAAAAAAAACACAUCGAUUGGCAAUUAAACCAGUGCAUUCCCAAACUCAAAGUGCGCCAACAUGCGAGGUUGAUAUUCAUGACCAGAAAAAAGGAGCUCAAAUCCGACGAGUUAUUCUAAAUUGUUCCAACCCAGCCACUGGUGCACAGAUCAAGCACAGACCGUAAAGAAUACCAAGAUAAUGUCGGCCAAGCGCAAGGCUGGUGGCAAUGGAGCUGGUCCUAACAAGCGGCGUCCAAAGAAGAAGGAGUCUGACUACGAGGACGAAUUUAGCGACGAAUCGGAUGAGGACGGAGUGCAACAGCAGGCGGCGGGCGCUAACCAAAUGGAGGUUCUAAUUCCGCACGACGACCUCAACCCACCCAGCAAGCUGCCCGAUGAUUUACUGGCCACUUUGGAGAAGACCCCAGGACAGAUGCUGCUUGCUGGCAUGGUAACUUGGGACCUAACAGGCAAGCGAGACCGCAAAAACGUUACCAAGGUGCGCCCGAAUCUAUACAGCUUUCACAGAUUCACUGGCGAGAAGUAUCGUUAUGUGGCCAGCGGACCGAGUGCCGCCCACACCAUUGUCAUUAACAUGGAUCGAAAGGCGCUCGGUUUUGGACGCAAUCCCAGUGGUCAGCUGGGCCUAAACCAGGACAUAAAGUUGGCGGAGUGGCCCACUCUUAUUCCGGCCCUGGAUCAGCUAAACAUAGUGCAGGCAGCUGUUGGCCGGCACCAUACUUUAUUUCUCACUGACACUGGAACUGUAUACGCCUGCGGCGAGAACAAGUCCGGACAGUGCGGUGUGGGCAAUACUCACGCCAACAUCUACUCACCCACACCGAUUAACUACAGAGGACCGCCUAUUAUUCGAAUCGGAUGCGGAGCUGAAUUCUCGGUCAUUCUGGACAUCAAGGGCAGCCUGCACACAUUCGGGCUCCCGGAAUACGGCCAACUGGGCCACAACACGGACGCCAAGUACUUUGUAAACGCCAACAAGUUAUCAUUCCACUUUGAGACAUCACCCAAGAAGGUGGUUCUAUACAUAGAGAAGAGCAAGGAGGGUCAUGUGACGCCAGUCGAUGGUGUGCAGAUAGUUGAUUUUGCCUGCGGCAACAACCACACGGUGGCUAUCGACUCUAAGAAACGCGUCUACAGCUGGGGUUUUGGUGGUUUUGGGCGUCUAGGACAUGCAGAGCCUAAGGACGAGAUGGUUCCGCGAUUAAUGAAGUUUUACGAUACACAGGGUCGGGGUGGGCGCAGCGUCUACUGUGGGUCCACGUUUAGUCUAAUAGUCAAUGAGCUGGGCUUGCUCUUCCUGUUUGGCCAGAAUAAGAAAACAGGCGAGGCCAAUAUGUAUCCAAAACCAGUUCAGGACUUGUCCGGCUGGAAUAUCACUGACAUUGGUUGUGCCAACACAUCGAUUAUAAUUUCUGCCGACGACACACUCAUUGCCUGGGGCGCAUCGCCAACGUUUGGAGAGCUUGGCAUCGGCGAAUUUCAGAAGUCGUCGACGGUACCUAAGGAAGUGCCAAAGCUCGACAACAUUAAAAUACCUCAGGUUUCUAUGGGUUACUCUCACACGGUUUUGCUGGUGGACACCAGUCACGAGGCCACAAAGCAAAAAUACGAGAAGAUACCCGAGUACACUAUAGAUGAUUAAGUGGCAAUCAGUUUUGCAAAUGCUGUUACAAACAAAUGUACCGCUGCCAUCACACAUCAAUACUUCUUCGCUCAGGAAACCCUGAGAACUUAUCAUUGAAAGUCUACUGCUACUUAGCGAAAGUAAAACUAAACAAAUCCAGUAAAUUAAAUACUAUACGUUAAAAGUUCAUUAAUACGCUAAGCUCGCUAUCUAUAAUUAUCUCAAAUGACGUAUACUAUGUAUUUUGUUUUAAAACUUUAAUUUAUUUUCGUAACUGAUAAAACCUCGCUCCUAACAUAUUCCCUUCUAUCUAUAAUUUAUUGCCGCGCACCCUUACGUUUAAAUCCAUUAACGGUCCAUUAUUCACUUUUAAUUUUUAUUUUACACGUAACGAGAUACAGUAUUUUGCAUUCAAUUCGAAAAGUGUGAGCAAAACAGACAUCAAGCGCUUAAGUUUCAUAUUAAAAGUAUACCAUGUAAGCGAUUAAAUACCAUUUGAAACUAUUAAUUGGUACUUAAUUCAUUCACACAAAAAAUUAAAUAAAGAGAAUGCUAGUACUUAGACUGAAA